UCUCAGGCGAAGAACGGCGAGGAAGCCAGGAGAAAAGCCGGGGCUGUUUGCAUGGCCUCUUAGAUGCAGCGAGCAUGGCGCCAAACUGAAAGUCUGUUUCGCCAUUAAUGGCCCAGCACCUCCCUUACUGGAACCCGUAGAUACAGAUGCACAAGAGAUCGAGCCCAGGGAUACGUAAUAUAUCAUCAGCAAGGGGCUAGGAUGCCAUUAGAUUGAUAGAAAGAGAUAGACUGAUACUACAGAAGAGAAAAAGGAGGAGCUAGCGAGAAAGAGAGAGAGAGAGAGAGAGAUCGAAGGAGGAAAGGAAGAGCACUAGAACACAACAACUAGUCAGUGGUUUGUUAGUAUUAGAUAGCUAGGCUCCAAGGGCCACCACAAAUGACUAGCGUCCUAGAAAGAUUGGGUCAUGGGGUGGUUCGCUAGUGUGGAGGGAUAGAGGUGUUGCUUGGCCGCUAGCCCUCCCUCCCCCCCGGCCCGGUCCCUAGAGUCAAACCGUAUUUCUAGGUCUCUGGCAGCCGGCUCGGCGAUAUAUACACGUACUACACCGCCUGUGCGCGUAUGCUGUGUCGGCGUGCGCCUGCGCCCGCAACAGCCUGUGCUUGCAGCUAGCGAUCCGUCCGUCGACCGGCCGGUGCAUGGUGAGCGGCGGCAGCACCAAGGAGCAGCAGCACGAGAUGAACAUCUCCUUCGGGAUGAUGAACCAGCACCAUCAGCCUCCGUCCUCCUCCUCUUCCUCGUCCAUGCAUGCGGCCGCCGCGAGCUUCAUGAGCGGCAAGGAGGCGUCAGGGGCGUAUGACCAUCUGGGCGAGCUGGACCAGGCGCUGUUCAUGUACCUGGAUCACGGCAGCAGCCAUGGCGGCGGCGCCACGCAGCAAGAGCGAAGGCAGACACUCAACAUCUUCCCUUCCCAGCCCAUGCAUGUGGAGCCGUCGCCGAAGGGGGAGAUUAGUUUAGUCCUGUCCCCGGCGCCGGUGGGAUCCAAGCAGCCUAGGUCACCGGACCAUCACCAUCACCAGCAGGCGGCCAUGGAGGAGUUGGCGGGGAGCAGGAGGCAGCAGGAGCACCUCCACCUGCAGCACCACCAACCCUUUGCUGCCGCUGCUGAGCCAGCAGCACCCGGGAUGAUCAAAGAUGUCAAGCCACUGGCCAAGAAGGAUCACAGGAGAGGCACAUCGACCGCUGAACGCGACCCAAAAACGCUGAGAAGGCUGGCCCAGAACAGGGAGGCUGCAAGGAAAAGCAGGCUAAGGAAGAAGGCUUACAUCCAGCAACUCGAGUCCAGCAGGAUCAGACUAGCUCAGCUCGAACAAGAACUGCACACUGCAAGAGCUCAGGGAGUUUUCUUCCCCAACAGUGGCAUCCUCGCUGACCAAGGUGUCGCCGGCAAAGGCGUCCCCAUCGGCGGCAUCGACGGCCUCAGCUCAGAGGCGGCGAUGUUCGACGUGGAGUACGGGCGGUGGCAGGAGGAGCACUACCGGCUGAUGUACGAGCUUCGGGCGGCGCUGCAGCAGCACCUGCCGGAGGGGGAGCUGCAGAUGUACGUGGAGAGCUGCCUGGCUCACCACGACGAGAUGGUGGGCAUCAAAGAGGGCGCCAUCAAGGGCGACGUCUUCCACCUCAUCUCCGGCGUCUGGCGGAGCCCCGCCGAGCGCUGCUUCCUCUGGCUCGGCGGCUUCCGCCCCUCCGAAGUCAUCAAGAUGCUGCUGAGCCACGUAGAGCCCCUGACCGAACAGCAGAUCGUGGGCGUGUACGGGCUGCAGCAGUCGGCGCUGGAGACGGAGGAAGCGCUGAGCCAGGGCCUGGAGGCGCUCUACCAGUCGCUGUCUGACACCGUGGUCUCCGACGCGCUCAGCUGCCCCUCGAACGUCUCCAACUACAUGGGUCAGAUGGCCGUCGCCAUGAACAAGCUCUCCACGCUCGAGGGCUUCGUCAGACAAGCUGAGAACCUUCGGCAGCAGACGCUGCACCGGCUGCACCAGGUCCUGACGACGCGGCAGAUGGCGCGGUCGCUGCUGGCCGUGUCGGACUACUUCCACCGCCUCCGCACGCUGAGCUCGCUCUGGGUCACACGCCCCAGGGCACCGCAGGAGCAAUAAUAGGUCCACAGCUGGUGACGGCGGCGCUGAUGAAUGGCGUGAUCGCCGGCCGCCGCAUACAACGGCACACGCGCAUGUGUCCAUUCAUGCAUAUAUGAGUCGUGCAUGGGCGCAUGCAUGGUGUGUCGUUCGUCAUCAAGAACAGAGCUUGCAGGUAGAGCCAGUUAGGGCCGGCCGGGGGAGAGAGAGCUAGUGAGGACGAGAAACCAACCAAAGGAUAAUGUUAAUCUUGGCGACGAUUGUCGUGUUGGUUGCUUUGUAGCUAUAGCUAGGUGUACUUGAUCGUUCGAUCGCGAUCUAUCGAUCGAUCGGCUGCUGCUGUAGUCGAUGCGGUGGAGUGAUGAUGUUGUUCUAAGUUAUUAGUUAUCUCUCAUGAUCACCGGACGCAUAUGCUUCGUAGUCGUUUAAUUUGGAGACGUGUGUGGGGUUUUAGGCAACCGUCAUAAAUCUUUGAUAGCAUGUAACACAUGCUAAUAUAAGCUUGCUUUGAUGGUA
Molecule: messenger RNA, 2591 nt
Organism: Zea mays
Lineage: Eukaryota; Viridiplantae; Streptophyta; Magnoliopsida; Poales; Poaceae
Exons: 11
Coding region: 636-2096 (486 amino acids)
Biological process (GO): regulation of DNA-templated transcription; DNA-templated transcription
Molecular function (GO): DNA-binding transcription factor activity; sequence-specific DNA binding
Source: RefSeq, a predicted model, not a curated record